AUGGCCCAGCAAAGUAUGAAAGUGAGGCCUGUGCUUCUGAAGCAUAACAGUCUGGAGUCGGUGGAGCUUGUGAAGCAACCUCACCACCGCAGGAGCAAAUCUCAGCAGGUGCGAUUUAAGGAAGAUGGCACCAGUAAGACUCCACCUGCCCCAGCUGAGGUUGACAUCCAAACUUCUGACGACCCGGCUGUAAUGGGCAAGACUCAGGCCUCCGGGCACCAUCACCUCCCUACCUCCUCACUCCCCUUCCCCAGGUCCCAGAAGGUAGGGGGCUUUCGGCACAUCGCCAUCCAAACCUCCCCCAGUCUCAGGAAGCACUUCCCAGUUUUCAAAAGGAAGAGACUCACAGCUAGCAAGUCCCUGGUGGAAAUGCAGACAGCAUCCCAAAGUGCCAUCCAGGUGAACGGCAAUCUCUCUGAACAGGACAUUGUGUCCUCUGACCUUGCCUACUUAAGGCUGUCUCGGCAUCUUGAAGAUGGGCCUCAAAGGGUCAAGGCGUCCCACCCAGUUCUCCCUAGAAUGUCCAAGGUGCAAAGCAAUGGGCCUGUGAGCAUAUGUUUGGAAGCAGGGACACGGAGGGCCUCAGGGAAAGCAACAGCUGCCAUUCAGGUCCCAGAUGAUAUUUAUCGCAGCCCUACCUGGGCAGGUAGAGAGUCCACUUUCAGCCCAGACAGGUCUGCUGAGAUUAGCAACUCCAUACCCACUUCGGUUGACAUGUGUCCAGGUGAUGGGAGCAGAGUGCCACCGUCAGAUUCAGAAAGACCCCUCUCCUGCUUAAAUGCCACCAGCGGGGCCCACCGCACGCCCGGCACAGGGGAACUUAAACCUGAAAUGCUUCUGCCCAAAGAUAACCCUGACGACAAAGACCUUGGCCCACUGUCAUCUCAGUCAAAGGGAACGUGUGUUCCCUCACAUCCACAGACUCACAGCUCCCCUUCGCCGGGCUCCCACAGCCGGCCAGCCCAGCCGGGGGGAGUUUCAGAUUGUGCUUCAUCGAGUAACAAUCACCAGGAUCUGCAGUCACUCAAAACUAACGGUGAGUCAAAACCUGCCCCUGUGUGUCAGGAGCAGAUGGCAAAGAACCCCUUCCAGUCACACAUCCCAGCGUUUCAAAACUGUCCAGAAAGCGAUCACCUCCCAUCCUCUCUUCCAAGGAGGGAGACCAGACAGCGGGGCACCACGGAGAUGGGUGCGCUUAAUCCAAUCCACCUGGCACGGGGUGAGUUCUGCGACCUCCAGGGCAGGCUGCAAUCCGUGGAGGAAUCUCUGCACUCAAACCAAGAGAAAAUUAAAGUCCUUCUGAAUGUAAUUCAAGACUUGGAGAAAGCUCGAGCUCUCACAGAAGGGCGCAACUUUUACCGAACUGGCCAAGAUCUCAACAACUGCAGUACCUGCCAGAACACAGCGUGCAUCAUAUACAGUGUAGAAUAUGACUUCCGGCAGCAGGAAGGCAGGUUCCAUGAAGUUCUACAGAGUCUGGAGGAAGCAGAGCCAGUUGAGGAGGCAUCACCCCCACCAAAGUCCCCGGCAGAGCCCUCAGUCCCUGAGAAACAGGACUUAAGGCGGAAAACCAAGAAGGUGAAGAAGAAAUGCUUCUGGUGGAUCUGA
Messenger RNA from Lipotes vexillifer (Yangtze River dolphin), 1608 nucleotides. RefSeq names its product inhibitory synaptic factor family member 2B (gene INSYN2B). The record is from RefSeq and is a predicted model, not a curated record. Bases 1 to 1608 code for a protein of 535 amino acids. Lineage: Eukaryota; Metazoa; Chordata; Mammalia; Artiodactyla; Lipotidae. The transcript has 3 exons.